This is a messenger RNA of Racocetra fulgida, 162 nucleotides long. NCBI's taxonomy places the organism in Eukaryota, Fungi, Glomeromycota, Glomeromycetes, Diversisporales, Gigasporaceae. The record is from the annotation of a GenBank genome assembly.
AUGUCUCAUGAAAAAGAAUCUAUCGAAGAUGAAUAUACUGACGAAGAACAAGAACAGGAGCAAGGAAUGAUUUAUAUGCCAAUUUCAACGCUUGAGGAAUUUGGCAUUAAUGCUUCUGAUAUCAAGAAACUUUCUGAUAAUGGGUACACUACCGUUCAGUCU